Messenger RNA from Botrytis deweyae, 396 nucleotides. RefSeq lists its product as uncharacterized. The record is from RefSeq and is a predicted model, not a curated record. The coding region runs from base 1 to 396 and encodes 131 amino acids. NCBI's taxonomy places the organism in Eukaryota, Fungi, Ascomycota, Leotiomycetes, Helotiales, Sclerotiniaceae. The transcript has a single exon.
AUGGUACGAUCUCAAGCCGCCGAUACUUCCACGGCGGAAGCUCGCGCCCAAUCCACCAAAGCACGAGCAACAACCAAAGGCGACAAAAACAAAGAAUGGGAGGUCAAAGAAAUUCUCGAAGUCAAGAAGAAGUGGAAGAGUCUAUACGUUCGAGCAUCUUGGGUUGGCUAUCGCGAAGAAGAUCCAGAAUGGUAUCCCAUCUCCGACUUCAAAACCUCGCCAUACUUGUUGAAGGAGUUCUAUCGGGAGAAUCCUAAAGCGCUUGGUCCGCCCGCACAAUUACCUGCUUGGGAAGAGGCCUUUGAGGCGGGAGAGGAAGACUAUGAGCACUUGAAUAGUAAUAAGCCUAUGAAUCCGGUUUCAAAGUCCAGGUAUCUUAAACAAAUGUUUGAGUAA